UCUCAACCACCCACAUCAGCAUCACACCAUGUCCGACAAGGAGCAGCAGUUCACGACCCAGCCCCACCCGGCCACGACCAACAACCCCGCCGACCUAGUGGCUGGCAAGACGCCCGGGCUCGUCAGCGACGCCGCGCAGGCGUUCAACACGCCCGGCAUCCAGCAGAUUGGCAGCCAGGCCGCCGCGGCGCUCGAGCAGCCCAAGACGCGCGAGCAGCUUCAGGAGGAGUUCAAGAAGCUCAACCAGUAAUUGCUCUUGUACUUCCCUAUGAAUGGCCGUGAACAAGGAAGGAA
Messenger RNA from Vanrija pseudolonga, 294 nucleotides. RefSeq lists its product as uncharacterized. The coding region runs from base 29 to 250 and encodes 73 amino acids. NCBI's taxonomy places the organism in Eukaryota, Fungi, Basidiomycota, Tremellomycetes, Trichosporonales, Trichosporonaceae. The transcript is spliced from 3 exons. The record is from RefSeq and is a predicted model, not a curated record.